Molecule: messenger RNA, 2763 nt
Organism: Drosophila busckii
Lineage: Eukaryota; Metazoa; Arthropoda; Insecta; Diptera; Drosophilidae
Gene: Mrgn1
Product: E3 ubiquitin ligase Rnf157
Exons: 3
Coding region: 103-2457 (784 amino acids)
Biological process (GO): protein ubiquitination
Cellular component (GO): cytoplasm
Molecular function (GO): ubiquitin protein ligase activity
Source: RefSeq, a predicted model, not a curated record
UAAUGUUGUAAUUGUGUGCAAAAAGAAAAGAAAGAACAAAACAACAGAGCCAGUGCAAGGUGAAAGCAAAAAGCAAAAAGACCAAACCACAUUACGUACCUAAUGGGCAACUUCGUGAGCAGACAAAAUGCAGCUGUCGAGGAAGCAGAUCAUCCUACUAACCAUGCCUACAAAUAUCCGCCACGCAUGGGCAACUUCUUUGGCAGUCACUUCAUAAUGGGCGGUGAACGUUUCGACACGCCCCAACCCGAAUCAUACUUGUUUGGUGAAAAUGCAGAUCUUAAUUUUCUGGGCAGUCGACCCACAGCGUUUCCCUAUCCUCCGCCACAAGCGAAUGAACCAACCAAGACGCUUAAGAGUCUGGUCAACAUACGCAAAGAGUCCGUGCGCUUUGUGCGUAUACCAAAUGACAAAAAGCCCACAGACAGCGAUAUCGAUGCAUUGAAAGAGAAGAAAAAGAAGCUCAAAGAGGGCAACAUUGAAGAAGUGGACGGAAAUGUAAUGUGCAGCAUGACGGGCGGUGUCGAUAUAGAUGCAGUGCCUCCCACAUGCUGCUAUAACGUUGAAUUCACAUUCGAUUCGGAUGCCAAGUGCGCGAUCACUGUUUAUUACUUUUGUAGUGAGGAUGUUAGCCCCAGCGGUGUGACAUUGUCGCCACGCGAGGGACUUACGCUCACCUCGGAUACGUAUCACUACGAGAAGGGCAUCAACCAGAGCUUCUCACAGCCCGGACAUAUAUUUAACCCGCAACUCAUACCCGAAGAUGAACUUAUCUACAAUUCUGGUCGCGAGCAAUAUCCUGUGGCCAUACACUGCGUCAUCGAGGAGGGCAACGACGAGUGCCGCCAAUCGCACACCACAAUUUGCGUCAUUGAUCAUCAUCCGGAGACCAAUAGCUAUGUGCUGCGUGCUCUGAAGCAGAAAAUCUUUGUCGACGGCCUUUGUUAUUUGCUGCAGGAGAUCUAUGGCAUUGAGAACAAGGCAGUGAACAAAUCCUCAAUUGAUGAGGAUAUCGAUGAUCAUGGCAGCGAGUGCGUCAUUUGCAUGAGCGAAACGCGUGACACUCUCAUACUGCCCUGCCGCCAUCUCUGUCUCUGCAACUCGUGCGCUGACUCGUUGCGCUACCAGGCCAACAAUUGUCCCAUUUGUCGUGCCCCAUUCCGUGCGCUCUUGCAAAUCCGUGCCGUGCAGAAAGGCAUCAGCACGCAUAUGUUGCACCAGAACACGCCCACUUCGGGCGGCGAGCCAGCGCCUGUCGAUGUGCCGCCUGGCUAUAUACCCGUCUCGCUCAUUGAGGCGCUCAAUGGUCCGCCACAGUAUGUGGCACGCGCUAGAAACAGCGAACAUGAUAUAACGGAUAGCAGCGCCACUGCAGCCGCUUCGACAAUGACCACUGGUGACAUCAAGCCCACAUCACCGAUCAAGUCGAGCAGUCAGCGUCGGCCAAAGAUCAAGAAGAAUGCUUCGACAUGCACCACCACCAACGAAGUGGGCACCAUUACCAAUACCGCUGGUGGGGGCGGCGGCGGCGGCGCCUCCUCGGCGCUGUCGGUCGUUGAAAUUGAAAGUGAUCCGAAAAAGUCCGCAGCCACAUCGCCCAUGUCGCCACCAACGCCAACGCUAAGCUGCUCGUCGGACAAACAAGAGCUGCAUAUUGUUAAUGAACGUCAUGCGGGUCUUAAGUAUCAGAAGCGCAACCACAACGAAGGUGAUGAUGAGGAUAGUGAAAAUGAGAAAUUAUCGCCGCUGCUUUCGCCUGGAAGUCGCAGCAAGCACAAUUCAACUAAAUCGCUCAAGCAGGUGGUGGCGAGCUUAGGCGACGACGAUGAAGAUGAUGUAGUGGUCAAUGAGGCUGCAACUCCAACUAGCACUCCGGAUGCAGAGUCUCAGCCAGUGCGCAAGAGCUCAUCAUUAAAGCGCACAAAUCAACGUCCCGAACUGGCAGAUGAGAAUACGCCCAGCAUGGAGAGUGGCUCACUGGCAAACAAUCUAAGUGCCGAAGACUCCGACUACUAUACGCCGGAGGACACUCAGAACACAAUACUCAGUCCGCUCUGUUCGAAUGAGCGGGCCAAGAGUGGCGAUCCGCUUUGUGGCGCCACCACAAUUACCAAUCGCAGCAGCACCAAUUUGAGUGCACCCAAUGCCGUCGUCGUGGGCUUUGUAAGCGGCGUCAAGAAGAACGCCGCUGCCGCUCUUCACAAGAAAUCCACAUCGGUGGGCAAUAUUGUGGGACCAGGCGGGCCAGUUGAUCUAAAGAGCAACAAUGUUAGCUCACUACCGGAUAUGCUGGACAGUCCGGUGAGCGGUAAUUCGGCAUCGACGCGUAGCUCAAGCGACAGCUACUCAUCCAGUUCAUCAACCAAGCAGCUUCUUAGCUCCAAUCCAACCACAACAUCGACGGCCAAUAUUAUUGUUGAUGACAAGACUGCUUUGCAGAAUGCCGUCAAUGUUUGAGAUUAUCAUCUCCACUCUACUGACUAUCCAUUUAACGAAAAUCGUGCUGCAUAUGUGCAAACAAUUGUUUCAUACAUAGCAUAAAAUGUGUAAACCUUUCGGAAUGACAAGUGUCUGCAUAUAUGUAGGUAUGUACUUAUAUGAUAAUGUUUUAUUUAUUUGUAGCGCCUAAUCUUAGUUAAAUCAGUGCCGCUUCCCCUUUGGGCCAUAGACCAGCGUGCAAUAAACACACAGUUAUAUACACACAUAGUGAAGCACUUUAACAGCAACAGUAUACAACAUUAAAUAUAUAUACAAAUAUAUUAU